Molecule: messenger RNA, 1611 nt
Organism: Fukomys damarensis (Damara mole-rat)
Lineage: Eukaryota; Metazoa; Chordata; Mammalia; Rodentia; Bathyergidae
Gene: Rag2
Product: recombination activating 2
Exons: 1
Coding region: 28-1611 (527 amino acids)
Biological process (GO): V(D)J recombination
Cellular component (GO): nucleus; DNA recombinase complex
Molecular function (GO): protein binding; sequence-specific DNA binding
Source: RefSeq, a predicted model, not a curated record
UCAAAGAUCUACUGACGAUUGGAAAAUAUGUCACUGCAGAUGGUAACAGUCGGUAAUAAUAUCUCCUUAAUUCAACCAGGCUUCUCACUGAUGAAUUUUGAUGGGCAAGUUUUCUUCUUUGGCCAGAAAGGCUGGCCGAAGAGAUCCUGCCCCACUGGGGUUUUCCAUUUUGAUGUGAAGCAUAACCAUCUCAGACUGAAGCCUGCAGUUUUCUCUAAAGAUUCCUGCUACCUUCCACCUCUUCGCUACCCUGCUACUUGCACAUUCAAAGGCAGCGUGGAGUCUGAGAAGUACGAAUAUAUUAUCCAUGGGGGCAAAACACCAAACAAUGAGCUUUCGGAUAAGAUUUAUAUCAUGUCUGUUGUUUGCAAGAACAACAAAAAAGUUACCUUCCGCUGCACAGAGAAAGACUUGGUAGGAGAUGUUCCUGAAGCCAGAUACGGUCAUUCCAUUGAUGUGGUGUACAGUCGAGGGAAAAGGAUGGGAGUGCUCUUUGGGGGACGAUCAUACAUGGCUCCUACCCAAAGAACCACAGAAAAGUGGAAUAGUGUCACUGAUUGUUUGCCCCAUGUUUUCUUGGUGGAUUUUGAAUUCGGGUGUGCUACAUCAUACGUUCUUCCAGAACUUCAGGAUGGACUAUCUUUUCAUGUCUCUAUUGCCAAAAAUGAUACCGUUUAUAUUUUAGGAGGACAUUCCCUUGCCAGUGACAUCCGCCCUACCAACCUGUACAGAAUAAGGGUUGACCUCCCCUUGGGCAGCCCAGCUGUGAACUGCUCACUCUUGCCAGGAGGAAUCUCUGUGUCCAGUGCAAUCCUGACUCAAACUAACAAUGAUGAAUUUGUUAUUGUUGGUGGCUAUCAGCUUGAAAAUCAAAAGAGAAUGGUCUGCCACACUGUCUCUUUAGAAGACAACGACAUCAAAAUCUGUGAGAUGGAAACCCCAGAUUGGACCCCAGAUAUUAAGCACAGCAAGAUAUGGUUUGGAAGUAGCAUGGGGAAUGGAACUGUUUUCCUUGGCAUACCAGGAGACAAUAAACAAGCUGUUUCUGAGGCAUUCUAUUUUUAUAUGUUGAAAUGCUCUGAAGAUGGUAUGAAUGAAGAUCAGAAAACAUUGGCAAAUAGUCAGACAUCAACAGAAGAUCCAGGUGACUCUACGCCCUUGGAAGAUUCAGAAGAAUUUUGUUUCAGUGCAGAAGCAAAUAGUUUUGAUGGUGACGAUGAAUUUGAUACCUAUAACGAAGAGGAUGAAGAAGAUGAGUCUGUGACAGGCUACUGGAUAACAUGCUGCCCUACCUGUGACGUGGAUAUCAACACUUGGGUACCUUUCUAUUCAACUGAGCUCAACAAACCUGCCAUGAUUUACUGUUCUCAUGGAGAUGGGCACUGGGUCCAUGCCCAGUGCAUGGAUCUAGCAGAACGCACACUCAUCCAUCUGUCAGAAGGGAGCAACAAGUAUUACUGCAACGAGCAUGUGGAGAUAGCAAGAUCACUACAAACUCCAAAAAGAGUCCUACCCUUUAAAAAGCCUCCAAUGAAACCCAUCCGCAAAAGAGGCUCUGGGAAAGUCUUGACUCCUGCCAAAAAAUCUUUUCUUAGAAGACUGUUUGAUUAG